AUGGUCGACAACCCGGUUGUCCAAGCGCGGAUCACAGAGCCGCUCGUCAGACGAAUAUGGGGAGAAUUGCGCAGACCAGUAGCGUGGAUGCACAGCGGCGUGGGUCUCGUGCACCACGCCAUCACGUUGGAAAACAUCCUCCUGAAGAUGAGCUCGUUCGCCGACCCGCUGCCCUGCCAGUCGCUCAUCAAGCUCACCAACAUCAGCCUCUCACGCUUCAUCGACCCGGCGAACCCGCGACUGACGACGCUCUACGGCUCCGAAUCGUACGCCGCCCCCGAGCUCAUGAUGGGUCGCACCCACGACGGAUGCCAGACGGACGCCUGGGCGGCGUGCAGCGUCGUCCUCUAC
This is a messenger RNA of Epithele typhae, 351 nucleotides long. RefSeq lists its product as uncharacterized. The transcript is spliced from 2 exons. The annotation marks the transcript as partial. Gene Ontology annotation, cellular component: cytoplasm. Lineage: Eukaryota; Fungi; Basidiomycota; Agaricomycetes; Polyporales; Epitheliaceae. The record is from RefSeq and is a predicted model, not a curated record. Gene Ontology annotation, molecular function: ATP binding; protein serine/threonine kinase activity. Gene Ontology annotation, biological process: protein phosphorylation; intracellular signal transduction.